GUCAACUGUCAUAUCUGGGUCGCAUGAGAGCAGACAGACAGCCAACAUGGACCAAUGUGCAUCACAUCUUCUUCAGCCAGCGCCAUCACAGCUCUCUCCCUCUCUCUCUCUCUCUCAUUACAACGUAGUAAAAUACAAUACAGCAAGCCCAACAAAGUCAUCGCGCGAAAGAAACAUAUGCAAAAAAUGAUAAAUAAACAAACAACUAAUAGCCCCCCGAUGGCAAUAACAGGAGAUGACGCUAUUCACUGCUUCCUCUCCCUCCAACCCCGCCAAACCCACUACUUUACGCGGUCAACUGGCGAUAUUCUCCCUCCCUGAAACGCGAGAAAACACUCUCUAAAAAACCGGCCCACAGGUGUAUGCUGUCUUAUCGGCAUGGCCCGUGCCUUUCUGAGUUAGCAGCAGUGCGGCGUGGCGCUCCAUGAGCAACUACAGUUGAUUUGAAGCGUUUUGAUAGCUGAAAACGAAACGAAACAAAACAACG
Trichoderma asperellum CBS 433.97 is the source of this 487-nucleotide messenger RNA. NCBI's taxonomy places the organism in Eukaryota, Fungi, Ascomycota, Sordariomycetes, Hypocreales, Hypocreaceae. The record is from RefSeq and is a predicted model, not a curated record.